AAAUUAGUACUAACGUUGUUCCUUUGCAAAAUUCAUAAAUGGAUUUAAUUUCAAAAGGCUGGUUCAGUGAAGUCCAAGACGACUUAUGGCCUGGACAAUCAUUUUCUUUAAAAGUUAAAGAAGUUCUUCAUAAAGAGAAAUCGGAAUUUCAAGAUAUUCAAGUGGUUGAGACUGAAACAUAUGGAAGAUGCCUGAUACUGGAUGGAAUCAUUCAGUGCACUACCAGAGACGAGUUCUCCUACCAGGAAAUGAUAUCCUUCUUGCCACUUUGCUGUCAUCCAAACCCUCAAAAGGUUUUGAUUGUUGGUGGCGGUGAUGGGGGCGUAGCACGCGAAGUGGUAAAACAUCCACUAGUUAAGGAGGUCCACCAAGUAGAAAUUGACGAUCGUGUUGUCCAAGUUUCUAAGAAGUACUUGCCCUCUAUGGCGUGUGGAUUUGACAGCGAGAAGCUAGUUUUAACUAUUGGCGAUGGAUUUGAGUAUAUGAAAAAUCAUAAAAAUGAAUUUGAUGUAAUCAUAACUGACAGCUCGGAUCCAGUUGGACCUGCCGUAAGCUUGUUCCAUGAAAGCUAUUUCGAAUUGUUGAAGCAAGCCCUGAAAGAAGGCGGCGUUGUAUGCUCUCAAGCGGGCAGCUUCUGGCUAGACUUCGACUAUGUCAAGAAAACAAUGAAGGGCUGUUCUCUGCACUUUCCAAAAGUGGGCUAUGCCGUCACAUCAGUUCCAUCUUAUCCAUGUGGCCAUAUUGGCUUUAUUAUAGGCUCACUGGAUGCAAACCGAAAGCUCGAAAAACCAGCAAAGAAAUUUGAAAAAUCUGAAAUAGACGCUCUCAAUUUGAAGUACUAUUCAAGUGAUAUCCAUGAGGCUGCCUUUACAUUGCCUCGAUGGGUUGAGAAACACUUUUACGAGUGAAUUUUGAAUGAAUAUGUAUGUGGCAUAAACCAAUUUUGAUGAAUUGAUGACAUUCCAACAAAUAUAAAUUUAAAUACCAAUAAUUUGGCUCGAUUAUGAUUAACACCACUUAUUCGGAUCUUUUAUAAUAAAGAAAUGUAAUGCCGCAAUUGUGAUAAAAGACGAAGAAUAUAGCUUCCAAAAUACCACGAUAUUUAUCGUGCCCUUCUCUGAAUUUACAAAGUUACAAAUUGUUAACAAAAUUGUUUUUAUUACACUAAAAUAAAGAAACUUGAUAAUUCAUGUACAAAUUUUAUAAAUAACGUUAAUAAAAAUUACCACUUGGACUCCUCAGA
Messenger RNA from Drosophila arizonae, 1243 nucleotides. RefSeq names its product Spermidine Synthase (gene SpdS). Gene Ontology annotation, cellular component: cytosol. Gene Ontology annotation, molecular function: spermidine synthase activity. The record is from RefSeq and is a predicted model, not a curated record. Lineage: Eukaryota; Metazoa; Arthropoda; Insecta; Diptera; Drosophilidae. Gene Ontology annotation, biological process: spermidine biosynthetic process.